Antechinus flavipes (yellow-footed antechinus) is the source of this 2372-nucleotide messenger RNA. Its product is annotated as probable polypeptide N-acetylgalactosaminyltransferase 8. Lineage: Eukaryota; Metazoa; Chordata; Mammalia; Dasyuromorphia; Dasyuridae. The transcript has 11 exons. Gene Ontology annotation, cellular component: Golgi apparatus. The coding region runs from base 108 to 1859 and encodes 583 amino acids. The record is from RefSeq and is a predicted model, not a curated record.
CAGGACACAGUCUUUGCUGAAGCUUCCCUGAAGAUGAUCCCCCAGCUCUUGCUGAUAACUCCUUGAAUUAUAUAGAGAGUUGCAUCAGCUGGGGUGGUAGGUAGAAGAUGGCAUUAAGAGGAAGGUUUCCAAGAGUCUUCUUCAUCAGGGUGGUUCUGAUCUUUGUCCUCCACAUUGCUCUUUUGUUUUUUAUCAAGAGAAUUAGCCACAUACUGAAGAUGGGCAUAUCUGAACCCUUUAAGAAUCCCUUGCUUGCUUCUUCAUGGGCCAUUACAAAGAAGGAAGAUUUUGAAGUUCUGGAUGACUCUAUGAAAGAGGUCAUAAGACUAAUCAAAAUGAAGCAGGCACAAGUACCAAAGAAUCUCAAGGAUGAAGAGAAGAAUGGCCCAAGAACUUGGAAAUUCAAGGAUGGAAAUAAGGCAAAGGACAAAUUUCAGAGGAAAGUCUUUCCUAACUCAGCUCUUUUCAAUCACUGGGGCAAUGACUUGACUGAGAACCAGCAGAUUGAGGCCCAGAGUCUCUUCCUCGAGUUCGGUUACAAUGUUUAUCUCAGCAAUCAGCUACCCCUCAAUCGGUCCAUUCCAGACACUCGAAGUUCCAGAUGUCUUAAAAAGGAAUAUCCUGCUCAGCUUCCAACUGUCAGUGUCAUUCUCACAAUUAUGAAUGAUGCAAUUUCAACUAUCCAACGUGCCAUAACCAGCAUCAUUUACCGGACUCCUCCUCACCUGUUAAAGCAACUCAUCCUGGUCGAUGACUUUAGCCCAAAUGAAGAACUGAAGGAAUAUUUGGAAAAACAAAUCGAGAUCUAUGACUUAAAAUACCCCAGACUUCUGACACUGAUACGCCACAACAAGAGAGAAGGCAUAGCUACUGCUUGGUUUUCUGGCUGGCAAGCUGCCACAGCAGAUGUGGUUAUCCUUUUGGAUGCUCACAUUGAAGUGAACAUUGGAUGGGCAGAGCCCAUCUUAUCUCGGAUCCAGGAAGACCAAACAGUGGUCCUGUCACCCAUGCUUGACAAAAUUCAUUUUGAUACCUUGAAUGUGGAAGAGAAUGCAUUAGCUGCUUUGGGAUUUGACUGGGCUCUCUGGAAUCAUUAUGAUCCUUUGCCAAAAGAUUGGUAUAACUUGAAAGAUGACUCUGCACCAGUAAAGAGUCCUUCCAUUAUGGGACACUUUGCUGCAGACAGACUCUUCUUAGGAGAGAUUGGAUCCCUGGACAUGGGAAUGAAAGCAUAUGAAGGAGAAAGCGUGGAGCUGGGUGUGAGGGUGUGGCAGUGUGGGGGCAAGAUCGAGGUCUUACCCUGCUCCCGGGUUGCUCAUCUUGAGCAAGCGCACAAACCAUAUGUCCCCAAUGUGAGGUUAGCAAUGAAGCGCAAUGCUCUUCGUAUUGCUGAAAUUUGGAUGGAUGAAUACAAACCUAUGGUCUAUUACUCAUGGAAUCUGCCAAUGAAGAACCAUGGAAUAGAUUAUGGAGAUGUGUCUUCCAGAAAGAAACUCCGAAAGAAAUUGAAAUGUAAAAGUUUUGACUGGUACCUCAGAAAUGUUUAUCCAGAUCUGAAGCCAUUUCAAAACAUUUCUGCCUAUGGAACAAUGAAAAACUCUUUGAAUGAGAAGUUCUGCCUUGACCAUGGGCCUAUCAUAGCAGAUGCACCAAUCAUGUCUAUGUGUAAUGGCAACCAUACACAGACUGUGCUUUAUUUUCUGUCUGGAGAAUUGCAUGUGGGAAUGUUAAAUCCUAAUUUCAGAUUGGGUGAUCAUUGCUUGAUCGACUCUAAUCAAAGUCAAGAACUGGCUUUCAAGCCAUGCUUUCAGGCAGCUGCAAACGGAUGGCACAUGUAUUGGGAUUUUAAACAGCUGUGAAAAAGUGGGAUUGCUUUGAUCUGACUCUGCUCAGCACUCUGACUACUAUUGCUCCACCUAACUUUUUCAAAUUGAGAAAAGGAUUACCAAUGAAGAAGCUGUUAUCCCUUUGGCACGCAUAUUCUCUCUAUAUAGUUUUUUAUAAUCAUACCGAAUUAAGCCUACUCUUCCCUUUUUAAUUAAUUUUUCUCAAUGAUCAAAUAUCCUCUUUCUCAAAAAUCCACUCAUACCUUCAACCAAAAAAAGAAAGAAAGAAAAAUAAGUCCCUCUUAUAAACAUGUAUAAUCAAGCAAAAAAAAAUUUCCAUUAUUAUUGGUCAUGUAAGACAAUAAAAGAACCUUAUUCUGUACUCUGAAUCUUUCACCUCUCUGUCAGGAGGUGAGGAUAGGUUUCAACAUUAGUCCUCUGAAGUGGUUGGUCAUGCCACUGGUCAAAGUUCCUAAUUCUUCCAAAGCUGUUUGUCUUUACAAUGUAAUUAUUGUAUAAAUUGCUCUCCUUGUUCUUCUUUCUUCA